UCAAGCCACUUAGGGUAAAGCAAGGAUUAUUGCAUUGUAUUACUCAGAUAGUACCUAUCAUGCUUGUGAGCAUAAAAGGGUGCCAACCCACAUCAACCAGAGGUGUCUCCUCUGUAUUCGCUCUUCCUAACGGGAUUGUGAUGGAUAAGAGGACUGAACCUACAUACGUCGAUGACCUCGACAAAUGUCCCAAGCUGUCUCCCCGCACACCCACCAGUGUCCAUGACCUUCGACCCGAUGACAUUUCUGUCACCAUGGCCCUAGGAGACUCCAUUUCAGCAGGGGCCUUUAGCCAUGGUCUCCAGGAAGACGUUCUCACCAGUUUUGCAGAGUACCGCGGCGACUCUUUUGCUAACGGAGGUAACCCAGGGGCCAUCACCAUCCCCAAUGUAAGCUUGCCCCCCACCCCUAUUCACCUCGUCUCAUCCUCCUCGGCAGCUGAUCAAAAAGUACAAUCCAAAC
This is a messenger RNA of Acaulospora colombiana, 462 nucleotides long. The record is from the annotation of a GenBank genome assembly. NCBI's taxonomy places the organism in Eukaryota, Fungi, Glomeromycota, Glomeromycetes, Diversisporales, Acaulosporaceae.